This is a messenger RNA of Spea bombifrons (plains spadefoot toad), 1153 nucleotides long. Its product is annotated as pleckstrin homology domain-containing family A member 3-like. The record is from RefSeq and is a predicted model, not a curated record. The annotation marks the transcript as partial. Gene Ontology annotation, biological process: retrograde transport, endosome to Golgi; endosome organization; receptor recycling. The transcript is spliced from 8 exons. NCBI's taxonomy places the organism in Eukaryota, Metazoa, Chordata, Amphibia, Anura, Pelobatidae. Gene Ontology annotation, cellular component: recycling endosome; early endosome; trans-Golgi network.
GCGGUAGCACUGGACGGACUUGAUUCUUUCCCUGACAGGGGGCGGGGUCUGAGGCAGCUGCUGAACAUGGAAGGUUUCCUGCAGAAGUGGACCAAUUACCUGUCAGGCUGGCAACCGCGUUACUUUGUGUUGGACAGAGGUAUCUUGUCUUACUACGACUCACAGGAAGAUGUUGGCAAAGCAAGCAAAGGCAGCAUAAAAAUGGCGGUGUGCGAGAUACAAGUGCAUCACUCUGAUAGCUGUCGGAUGGACCUUAUCAUUCCGAGGGAACAAUGCUUCUACCUGCGGGCAGAGAGUGUUGCUGAAAGGCAGAGGUGGCUUGUGGCCCUGGGGUCUGCCAAAGCUUGUCUAGGGGACAGUACAGCUCAAAAAACAAAAGAAAUACUCUCCAACAAAGAAACUCUAGGCCGGAAAUUAUCAGAGAUGAGACUGUUCUGCGAUCUUCUCAUGCAACAGGUGAUAGAAAUCCAAUCAACAGUGAGUCCAGGAGCUGCUCCUGACAUAGAGAAACUGAAUGCUGCCUGCAGUGUGAUGCACGGGACCUGCACUUACGUCUGUUCUACACUAGAUGAGUGUAUAAAGUUUGUGAACACCAAUCCUCACCCGCAGAGCCAGGUUCCCCCGUUACCAGUCCUGCCAGAAGACAUUGUUGGAACCAAACUCCCACAGACUCGAAAGGUGAAGCGCUCACUCAGUCAUUCCUCAGUUCAGACACCCCAGAGCGUCCCCCAGUCUCCACGACGAAGUGAUGGAGUUACUGUUCUCUGGAACCUGGAGGAGAUGGCAGUCCGGUCACGGACGCCAUCCAUCAAUAAUACAUCCAUCAAAGAUAGUCCCGUGCCUGCCAACCACGUGGCUGACCAGAAAGCCACGCCAUGAGGCCAAAAGAAAUACCAGCUUCCUCUAAGUAUUUUUCCCAGAGAGGUCAUUAUAGAUCAACAUGUGCAAUGUUUACAUCCAGUCCUAUUAUGCCUGCCUUUUUUUAAUGUUAUUAUAUGUUAUGGCAUCCUACCUUCAUUUUUCUGCCUGUAUUUGAUUAUCAGGUGUUAUCCUCCUGUAUUUUGUAAUCGUACAAUCAUUAUUGCCAAAAGAAUGUUUAAUAUAAGCAUUUUUGGAAUAUAAAAUAAAAGUAUACUUUUGUAUAUUUUUUACA